GUAACCACAACGACACCCCUUCGCCCGCCAUGGCUCUCGUGCAGACUGACCCCGAUGCGUACACUAUCAAGCCACAGGCUACCGCUCCCCCGAUCGACACCAGCGACUGGCCGCUGCUGCUGAAAAACUACAGCGACUUGCUCGUCCGCACCGCCCACUUCACUCCAAUCCCUCAGGGAUGCCAGCCUCAUGCGCGCGAUUUAAAAUCAUACGUUAGCUCCGGUGUGAUCAACCUCGACAAGCCGUCCAACCCCUCUAGCCAUGAAGUCGUGGCCUGGAUUAAGCGCAUACUGAGGGUCGACAAAACCGGCCACAGUGGCACGCUCGACCCCAAAGUUACCGGCUGCCUGAUCGUGUGCAUCGACCGCGCCACUCGUCUUGUCAAGUCUCAACAGGGUGCAGGAAAAGAAUAUGUCUGCGUUAUCCGCCUUCACGAUAAGCUUCCUGGAGGAGAAGCCCAAUUUGCGCGUGCUCUCGAGACCCUCACUGGUGCUUUGUUCCAGCGACCGCCGCUCAUCUCCGCCGUCAAGCGUCAAUUGCGAAUCCGAACCAUCCAUGAGAGCAAGCUGUACGAAUUUGAUAAUGAGAGGCAGUUGGGUGUGUUCUGGGUUAGCUGCGAAGCAGGCACAUACAUCCGUACCCUGUGCGUGCACCUUGGUCUGUUGCUUGGCGUGGGCGCGCACAUGCAGGAGCUUCGACGAGUGAGGAGUGGUGCGAUGGAUGAGACCAAAGGCAUGGUGACGCUUCACGAUGUUCUGGAUGCACAGUGGAUGCAGGACAAUAACCGGGACGAAUCCUACCUCCGCCACGUCAUUUCACCACUGGAGACCCUUUUGACGAGUUACAAGCGGAUUGUUGUCAAGGACAGCUCCGUCAACGCGAUUUGCUAUGGUGCGAAGCUCAUGCUUCCCGGUCUCCUUCGCUUCGAAAAGGGUAUAGAAGUGCACGAGGAGGUCGUUCUCAUGACGACGAAAGGAGAGGCUAUUGCUUUGGCAUAUGCACAAAUGUCGGCAGUCGAGAUGUCAUCAUGCGAUCAUGGUGUUGUUGCGCGUAUCAAGCGUGUUAUUAUGGAGCGCGACCUGUACCCGAGGCGAUGGGGUUUGGGCCCAGUCGCGACAGAAAAGAAGAAGAUGAAGGAGUCCGGAACCCUCGAUAAAUUCGGCCGGCCAAACGAGAGGACCCCCGCUCAGUGGACCACGGGAUACAAGGACUUCACCGAGCCUGCUGCUGUUCCAGGUGCGGUCGCAGAAACAACCGCGGCUCCCGAAGUUCUUGCGGCCCCACCAAUCCCACCAACCGGUAUCACUGCGGAAGAGGCCACCAAGAGUAAGAAACGGAAGCACGAAGAUGGAACUGCCGAGGAGAAAGCCGAGCGAAAGCGAAAGAAGAAGGAGAAGAAGGCCGAGAAAGCUGCGAAGAAGACUGCGAAAGGCAAGGCCGACGAUUCCGACUCCGAUUGAAGUGCCUCAGCUGUCGAAGGUUGAUGUGUUUGAGUUGCAAACGGCGCUUUCGAACGGUUGUAUUUGCGUCACCGUGCAUAACUAGCACGUGUACAGCUUGCGGACGCCUAUGUCCCCAUAUUGUUGCCCUUCCCUUGUAGCAUCGACAGCGUGGCGGGAUCAGGAGUUUUGGAAAGGCACGGGGAGUUCGGAGCCUCUCGAAUUUUGUUGCGAGUUAAAAAUUCUUACUGACCGGAGGUCACGACGGCUACCAGGAUGAGGAAUCUCCCGCCGGAGGUGUGAGGCUGCACACGACCAGGUGUUGCAGCGACAUAGCUGUUUCGACACAUCGCGGUGUACCUUCUCGAAUCUGAAGCUGCAACUGUUAAAAAUGAGCAGAUAGUGAAUGUGCAAAAGGAUCGAGGUC
Trematosphaeria pertusa is the source of this 1866-nucleotide messenger RNA. RefSeq names its product putative rRNA pseudouridine synthase. Gene Ontology annotation, molecular function: RNA binding; pseudouridine synthase activity. Gene Ontology annotation, cellular component: box H/ACA snoRNP complex. Lineage: Eukaryota; Fungi; Ascomycota; Dothideomycetes; Pleosporales; Trematosphaeriaceae. The record is from RefSeq and is a predicted model, not a curated record. The transcript is spliced from 5 exons. Gene Ontology annotation, biological process: rRNA pseudouridine synthesis; snRNA pseudouridine synthesis; mRNA pseudouridine synthesis. Bases 30 to 1460 code for a protein of 476 amino acids.